Caenorhabditis elegans is the source of this 1316-nucleotide messenger RNA. It is a transcript of the gene nas-19, whose product is annotated as Zinc metalloproteinase nas-19. Lineage: Eukaryota; Metazoa; Nematoda; Chromadorea; Rhabditida; Rhabditidae. The record is from RefSeq and is marked reviewed. The transcript has 3 exons. The coding region runs from base 22 to 1212 and encodes 396 amino acids. Gene Ontology annotation, molecular function: metallopeptidase activity; zinc ion binding; metalloendopeptidase activity. Gene Ontology annotation, cellular component: extracellular region. Gene Ontology annotation, biological process: proteolysis; molting cycle, collagen and cuticulin-based cuticle.
AAUAUCAUUCAGCAUCUCGAGAUGGUUCGGUUGAUUCAUCUUAUUGGAGCUAUUAUUCUACUCUUUUCCUACGCCUACUGCGGACUUUCUCGGCUCAAUGAGCAUGAUAUCGAAGAAAGUUACUCUCAUAAACGAGUUAAAAGACAAUUCGAACGUCUUGGAACAAAAUGGUCAUAUGGAGUAGUUAACUAUUAUUAUGCGGACAAGAACAAUGAAAUAAAAGAGAUGGUUGAAAGUGCGAUUGCUUACAUUGCAAAUCACACUUGCAUCAGGUUCAAUGAGGAUCAAAAUGCUGUACAGCGUGUGCAGAUUCGGAUGCAACAAAACUGGCUUUGUCAGUCGACAGUCGGAGCACCAGGUAUGAGUAUGAGUAAGCCGAUUGGAGAGCUUUCUAUGUUGGUUCAAAGUUGUGAUACCAUCGGAAGUAUCGUUCAUGAAUUCUCGCAUUCACUUGGAAGAUUUCAUGAACAUACUCGCCCUGAUCGUGAUAAUUUCAUGAAAGUAACAACCACUGUACACGAAGCAAGACCCAGGCCAUCGGGAAUGACAACAAUGUAUGGACCAUUUGAACAUGGAAGUGUCAUGAUGUACCAUGCAGACACCUAUGGUCCUGGAACUAUGGAUCCAUUGGAUAUGGACUACAAACAAACAAUGGGAAAUAGAAGAGUGACUUUUUAUGAUAUGUACAAAAUCAAUCAAUACUACGGAUGCUGGUGUUCCAAACAGUUGGAAUGCAAAAAUGGAGGAUAUACUUCACCGUCGGAUUGCUCCAGAUGUAAUUGUCCAAAAGGAUUCUUCGGAAAUCUUUGCGACGAAAGACAACAAGAUUCAUACGAAUUAAUGGCUGUAAACAAUUUGUGGCAAUCAAUAACAAUUCCAUUUGCUUACAAGCCAGAGCCAGGAUCGGAUGGUUUUUAUUCAACAUUUGUGUACAUAACUGGGAAAGCUAACUCAACAAUUGAGAUUACUCUGGAAGGACUCCAGGAUGUAAUAUGCACGGCUGGAUGUACUGUGAACGGUGUUGAAAUUAAGUUCAAAGAAGAUUCUAAAAUAACCAGUCCAGUCGUCUGCUGUACUGAUAAACCACCAUACAAGAACGUGUUCAAAUCGUCUCACAACCCAACAAUCAUUGAAUUGUACUCAAGGACGACUUUACCAUCAGCUGUUACAUUCAAAUAUCGCUUCACGAAUGACAAAGUUGUGCUUGGUUAACAUUUCAAGGAACACAAUUAAUCUCAUUCCCGAAUAAUGAAUACGUCAUCUUUUAUUUUUCCUAAUUAUUUUCUCUUCAACAAGCUACAUAAAACAAAUGACAA